CCUAAACUAAAAGAAAAAAAUUUUUUCUUAAUAUAGGCAGGACACCAUAUCAUCGAUUUGGCUCUUGAUUAUCGUCAGUCUCAUUUUGUAGCGAUUGACAAUUGUGAUUUAUUACCCGAUGAUUUUGAAGAAGAAGGUAAACUUAUCGAAUAUGGAACAACGGGUGAACAACCACAACAGUAUUUUACUCCAGUUCAUCCCAAUUUAUCUAAAUUAAACAACCUGACACCCGUGCUAGCUUCGAAUUGCUCAUUGACAAGCCAAGAGACGAGUCUGUCAAGUCAGCUGACCCAAGAAGAAAUGAAAAUAAAGAGAUGUCUAUUAAAAAACCUCGAUUUCUAUCAAGUGGAUGUCACUCAGGAAAGAUUGCCCUUUCAGGAUGAUGAAUUUGAUUUUGUUAAACAAAGAUUGGUCACUGUGUCCUUUACGCUUGACAAUUGGAGAUCUGUCCUACAGGAGUUGAUUCGAGUGACCAAACCAGGUGGAUACAUUGAGUUGAUCGAGUUUGACUUUUCGACGUGCAAUCUUGGGCCUAAAGGAUCAAAACUAGAGACAGACAUGUUGGAGGCAGCUAGGCGACUUGGAUGUGAAGCAAGAAUGGCCGCUUAUCUGGCCGAUGCAUUAAAAGCACUCAAUUUGGAAGACGUCAAUUGUAAAUCAGUUUCUAUUCCUCUGGGAGAAUGGGGAUUGGACCUUGGCGUCCUUUGGAAGCAUAAUUUGGAAUCGUUUGCAGAGUCGACAAGCCCAGUGUUGAGUCAAAUGUUAAACAUUUCAGUAACGGAGUACAAGGAACGAUGGCGUGAUUAUUUCGAGGAAGUGAAAGAGACCAAGUCAUUUACAAAUGUUUACUCUGUUUGGGCUAAAGUACCUUUGGAUUAUAAUCCUGAUAACAUUGAUUGGUCUUUAUGUCCAGUGCUUAAGUUAUAGUAUUUUGUUUAAUUAAUUCCAUUUAUACCUUUGUAUUAUAUAAAAUAAUAAAUAGAUACCAAAUCUGAGAACUUGUC
Rhizopus microsporus ATCC 52813 is the source of this 1004-nucleotide messenger RNA. RefSeq lists its product as uncharacterized. The record is from RefSeq and is a predicted model, not a curated record. The transcript has 2 exons. Lineage: Eukaryota; Fungi; Mucoromycota; Mucoromycetes; Mucorales; Rhizopodaceae. Bases 301 to 927 code for a protein of 208 amino acids. Gene Ontology annotation, molecular function: S-adenosylmethionine-dependent methyltransferase activity.